This is a messenger RNA of Eutrema salsugineum, 2169 nucleotides long. RefSeq names its product AT-rich interactive domain-containing protein 2. The record is from RefSeq and is a predicted model, not a curated record. The coding region runs from base 298 to 2064 and encodes 588 amino acids. Lineage: Eukaryota; Viridiplantae; Streptophyta; Magnoliopsida; Brassicales; Brassicaceae. Gene Ontology annotation, molecular function: DNA binding. The transcript is spliced from 3 exons.
UUUUCUCUUACAAUCUCAUAAACCAGUUUUAAUUUUAAACCCAGAGUUGUUACAAAAGUAAAAUGAAAAACAGACAAAGGGUUCUUGUUUAAGUGUUUGCAUGUCUUUUACAUUGAUCUCAAAUUUUGUACCGUUUGUUGUCACUUCUGUAACAACAAUGGCGGAAAUAAACCCAUGAGGAGGAUUAUUUAGAAAAUACCCUCUAGGCCUCUGCAGCUGAAAUCCCCAGGGUUAAUUUAAAAGGAGAGGCCUUUUUGAUUGGAGGAUGAAAGAGGGGAAAUUGAGGUCAAGGGUUUAAUGGCAGGAUGGUCAAGUUUCAAUAUUAGUUCAUGUUCAUACACUGAUGUUGAGGUUGAGGUGUUUGAUGAAUGUGAGGACAGGUUAAAGAGAUUGUUUGAUCAAGCUCUGUUGAUUUUUCUUGAGGAAGAGGGAAAUAACAGGCCUCUCCCUGCGAUUCUCGGUGAGGGUGAAACGGUUGAUUUGUUUAAGCUGUUUGUGUUGGUGAGGGAGAGAGAAGGGUUUGAUUCUGUGUCUAGGAAAGGCUUGUGGGAAUCAGUGGCUGAGAAAUUAGGGUUGGAUUGCUCAGUCUCUCCAUCUUUGAGGUUGAUUUACUCCAAGUAUUUGGACCAGAUGGAGAAAUGGGCAGUGGAGAAAUCCAGGAUUGUGAAUUGGGAUAAUCGAGAUGGUAAAAGGAAAGGGUGUUAUGGAGGUUUGUUGCAUGAGCUAGAGGAUGGAUUCAAGGGUUUGUUGGAAAAUGGAAAGUGCAGAAAACGUAACAGAGCUAUGGCUAUCAGUUGUGAUCAUGUUGAAGAGUCUUGUUCCAAGUUCAAUGGGCCAAGGAAGAGAUUUACAGAGUGUGGUUUUAAAGAUGAUGAAGAAGUAGGAAUGUCUUGUGUUGUUAUUAGUGAUGAUGAUUCUGAGGAAGAAGGUUUAGAUUUUUCCUCCGAGAAGCAAGAAACAUUAUCAGGAAUGUUGAAGUGGCUUACUUCGGUUGCGAGAUGUCCUCAUAAUCCUUCCAUUGGUGUAAUACCACACUGGUCAAAAUGGAAGGAAUACACCGGUGAUGAAUGUUGGAUCCAAGUGACUAGAGCAAAGAAAGCUUUACUGGUUCAAAGAGACAAUGCUGAAUUCAGAUUUCAAAAUUCUUCACUUCUGGGUCACCAAACUAUGCAUCCUUCUAUGUACGAAGAUGAUCGUAAGUCGACAGGGAGGCUAAGAUACAGCGUAAGGCGUUCACAGUCAUCCAAACCACAUUCUUCCUCGUAUUGCAAUGGACGUCUGGUCUCUCUAACUAAAUCAGGAUCUAGCCAUUACAGAGAAGUGAUCACUGCUUGUGGAUCCACAACUUCUGAAAGAACAGAUCUUGUUGCAGGAACAUCUGGAGCCACAGACUUACAAGUGUACUCAAAUGCAAUCACAGAGACAAACAAACCAGAGAACCCGAGAAAGUACGUGGCUGUUGGACGUCACUUCCAAGCACGUGUUGAUGAAUGGUCAGGAUCCGGUUUAGACAGCGAUACUAAAUGGUUAGGAACACGUAUAUGGCCAUUGGAAAACGAAGAAGCUUUAGAUCAUACGCUUGGAAAUGAUUUGAUUGGAAAAGGAAGGCCAGAUUGUUGCAGCUGUGAUAUCCACCUCUCUGGUUCUGUUGAAUGCAUUAGAUUCCAUAUUGCAGAGAAGAGAAUGGAACUAAAACGUGAUCUUGGUGAUGUCUUUUUCCAUUGGAGAUUCAAUCAAAUGGGAGAAGAAGUGUCUCUAAGAUGGACAGAGAGAGAAGAGAAGAGGUUUAAGGAAAUGUUUGUUUCAGAUUCUCAGAGUUUUUGGGAAAAUGCGGCAAAGUGUUUCCGGGGGAAGAAGAGAGAGCAGCUUGUCAAUUACUACUUCAAUGUGUUCUUGAUUAACCGGAGACGAUAUCAGAACCGUGUGACUCCAAGACGGAUAGAUAGUGAUGAUGAAGAGGCUUUUGGUUCUGUGGGUAACAGUUUUGGUCGUGCUGCUGUUACUUCAUUUGGUUCAGAUAUUAUGAUUUGUUCUCAGAACAGUCAGUGUAAUGACUUUGACUGAGAACAGUCAGUGUAAUGACUUUGACUGAGAACAGUCGAAUGUUAACUCAUAAUUUUAUCUUUUGAGAUAUAAGUAUAGGAGUUUGUGGCUUUUCGUGACUUCGAA